Drosophila subobscura is the source of this 831-nucleotide messenger RNA. RefSeq lists its product as uncharacterized. Bases 33 to 662 code for a protein of 209 amino acids. The transcript has a single exon. The record is from RefSeq and is a predicted model, not a curated record. Lineage: Eukaryota; Metazoa; Arthropoda; Insecta; Diptera; Drosophilidae.
AACUUCAACCCGAAAUUAAUUCCAACACCGAAAUGGUUCGUAUGCCGAAAUGGUGCCGUUGGGCUGUUUGCCUUUUCCGCCAGAACCACGCUACGCUGGCCAAGUGCACCAUUCUGUGGCUGUUGCUGGUGGGGAUCCUGCACUAUGGCUAUGUGUGCCAAAACUGCGAUCUGCUGUGGUGGAAGCAGCAGCUAACUGGCCGCAUAGUUGGCCCCAUGAUGGUCCUGCUGUACAUUAUCGUACUCAAGGUGUCGCUCAUCCUCUUCAUGACUCUCUGGAGUUACACGAAGAGAGUGGACAAGGAGCAGCAGAAGAAUGAGUUGCCCAUUUCGGCGGUAAAGCGGCGCUAUCGUCGCUUCAUUAUGAUGCGUCUGCUGGAGGCCGUCGAGGAGUUGUUGCAUCGCCCACUGGGCGACUUUACGCGUCCUUGGCGCGUGCAGAGACGCUUUCUGAAGCGCCGCUCGAAGUUCAUCAAGGAAGUGGAGCUCUUUCUGUGGAGUGCCCGCAAGCUGUACGAGCGCACCGAUGACCAGCUGUACCUGCCCCUGCACCAGGUGCUGCUCAUGGACGAUCAGCGGGAGGAGCAGCUGCUGCAGUUGGGCUACGGUGAGCGCCUGACGUCGUUGAAAGAUGUGGACAUACACAGGAUGGUCUACGGUUAGUGGAGCAGCAGCAGCGGCAGCAGCAAUUUGCGGCAGCCAAAAUUUGCCCAACUUUUUAAUUAGAUUUUGGCGACAGGCUUUGCCCGCUCUUGAUGGGUUUUCUCCUUACCCACAUGUUAAUUUUAACACGCUUGAAAUAUACAAAACGAGUCGCUUGUGCCACCGUCAA